This is a messenger RNA of Sphenostylis stenocarpa, 918 nucleotides long. NCBI's taxonomy places the organism in Eukaryota, Viridiplantae, Streptophyta, Magnoliopsida, Fabales, Fabaceae. The record is from the annotation of a GenBank genome assembly.
AUGGACGACGUUAGGGCCACCUCCGCCUGGGUCGCCAGCCGCUCUUCCCAUGUCCUCGUCGAUUCUGCAGGGAUUGAUAAAGUGGUGAGCUCCAUUGAGUCCAUUCCCAAGGUUGAGUGGGAUUUCGAAGGGAUUCACUACUUCGAUAAUGGACCACUCACCGUUCAGUAUUUGUUUGUGUUGGACGCUUUAAAUUUUUGCUUCUGGCCUGAUGAGGAUUUGAAUUAUGACGAUUUGGCAUCUGGGCUAAAAGCAGCUCUUCAAAAUGAUAAAUCUGCAUUUGAUGCUGAUCGUCUGCAAAAGUACACUGGUCCACAACUACGCGAACUUUUGAGAUGGCCUAGACCCCUUCCUUUGGAAGAUGAACGAGUUAGGUUACUUCACGAGGUUGGGAUUGAAUUGGAAAGGAACUUUGAGGGUAAAGCAUCCAAUCUUGUGCAGUGUUGUGGAAAAUCAGCUGUGAAUCUUGUCGCUCUUGUUGCACGCCAUUUCCCUGGUUUUAGGGACCAUACAUUGUACAAGGGACGCCAGGUAUUUUUAUACAAAAGGGCUCAGAUAUUUGCAGCAGAUUUGUGGGGUGCAUUUGGGGGCCAAGGAUAUGGUGAGUUUAAAGACGUCGGCUCAUUAACUAUAAUGGCAGACUAUAUCGUCCCAGCUGUGCUUCGGCAGCUUGGUGUUUUAAAAUAUAGUCCAAAACUUGCAAGUACUAUUGAGGCCAGUGGAGAAAUAGGUCCAGGGACUGAAGAGGAAGUUGAACUGCGGGCUUGCUCUGUACAUGCAGUUGAGAAAAUGAGGGAGCUGAUAAGUGUAAAGUCAGGAAGACAGGUUCUCAGUGUGGAACUGGAUCUUUGGCUCUGGGCUGCCGGUGUUCAGUGCACAUCUCUGCAGCACCACCGAACACUUUCAAUAUAUUACUGA